AUGAUAAUUGCUACAAAUCUAGGAAGCACAGCAAAGCUUAAGACAAAAAUUGUUGAUGGGAAAAGAAUGUUUGAAAGGUUCUACAUAUGCUUCAAGGCUUAUAAGGAGGGAUUCAAAGCUGGAUGCAGACCUAUAAUUGGUAUUGACAUCUUCUUUCUCAAGGGUUACUCUAAAGGCAUUUUACUAGUUGUUGUUGGAAUAGAUGGAGCUAAUGCAAUGUUUCCUAUUGCAUAUGCAAUGGCUGAGAAGGAAACUACAGAUAUGAUAAGGGACAGGCAAAAAGGGUUGGAGAAUGCAAUUGGUUCUAUUUUCACUGGUGUGGAGGUCAGGAGCUGUGUUAGGCAUAUCCAUGCCAAUUUCAAGAAAGAUUACCCAGGCCUUCUACUGAAGCAACAAUUGUGGGCAGCAACUACAAAGCCAGAAUUUCAUAGGAAAAAGAGGAAUAUAAAGGAUAUGAAGGAAGCUACUUAUAAUUGGGAUAAGCCUAUAGUGACUUUGUUGGAGAAAAUAAGAUUUUGGCUUAUGAAUCGAUUUUUUCAGAAGAAGGAAUCUAUUGCCAAGUGGACUCAGCCAAUUGGAAAGAAAAUAUUAGAGAUUAUUGAGAAACAUAAGGAAGUUGCAAAGAACUCUUUUGUAACUAGAGCUGGUACUCACAGAUUGCUGGUGAACUGUCAUAAUGGAGAUAUUUUGGUUGUUGAUAUGGAGAAAAAAACAUGCGAUUGUAGAAGGUACCAAUUAUCAGGUAUCGGAUGUGGCCAUGCUCUAGCAUGCAUAUGGAGCAAUGGACAUAAUGUCAUGGAUUACGUCCAUGAUUAUUACAAAAAGGAGAUGUUGCUCAAGGCAUAUGCAGGGAUUGUUGAGCCCAUGCCUAGUUCGAACUUGUGGCCAGAAACUGGUUUGAACUCGAUCUUUCCACGAAAAGAAUCCAACAUGCCAGGGCGGCCAAAGAAAUCUAGAAAAGAGAUUGUGGUGAGCCACCUAAAGGUUCAACAAAGACUAGGAGGCAAAGGUGCAAAAAAAAGAGGUAGACCACGAGCCAAGAAUCCCACCGAGGAGACUGUGAAAAGGAAUGAAAGGAAAAGGAAGCAAAAGCUAGAAAAAGUGGUGCUGCAUGAACAACUUCCAUCUUGGCUGAUGCAUCUUGCAUGA
Molecule: messenger RNA, 1149 nt
Organism: Humulus lupulus (European hop)
Lineage: Eukaryota; Viridiplantae; Streptophyta; Magnoliopsida; Rosales; Cannabaceae
Exons: 4
Coding region: 1-1149 (382 amino acids)
Molecular function (GO): zinc ion binding
Source: RefSeq, a predicted model, not a curated record